Oldenlandia corymbosa var. corymbosa is the source of this 4910-nucleotide messenger RNA. NCBI's taxonomy places the organism in Eukaryota, Viridiplantae, Streptophyta, Magnoliopsida, Gentianales, Rubiaceae. The record is from the annotation of a GenBank genome assembly.
AACGGGAUCAACCCUAGCUGAAGCUUGGAUCACUAAUUUACCCCUCUAGUUUUCAUUUUUGUAUAACUAAAAGAGGUAAAAUUUCCAAUAGUAUAACUUUUAAGAAAUUUUCUACUGUCAAGAUGACUCAGUACAUAGUAUAUACUCUGUUUCCGUCUCAUUUUAAUAGUAGUCUCCUCGGGUGAACUAAAACAGUAUAACAAAAUGGACAUCGGAAGUGAUAUGAAAUAUAAAUGCAAGCCAUAUAUCAGUUCGUUUGUUCAAACUGUGUCAACAUUAACAUGGUCUUGAUUCCCACUCAUUAGCACGGUAGCACCACACUUUAGUAGAAGCAUAUAAAAGCUUUCAGUUCUUGUCAUAAUUACUUCAAGAUUCUGGGAGAACAGAAGGUAUUAAAUAUGGAAAAUCAUCACCAUAAAAGCCAAGUGAUGGCUUCUGAGGAAAGUUGUACUGAUGAACCACAACCCAGUGUAGAAGUUGAAGCUAAGAAAAUGGUAGCUGGUUAUAAAGUUGCAUUCUAUAAGCUAUUCUCUUUUGCUGAUCCUCUUGAUUAUGCUUUGAUGGUUGUUGGGACAAUCACUGCUGUCGCGGCCGGGAUUAGUGUACCCCUUCUGGCUUUGCUCUUUGGGGAGGUCAUAAACUCAUUUGGUCAGAAUGUGAAAGCAGAACAAAUCUUACAUGAGGUUUCUAAGGUAUCUUUGAGGUUUGUUUUCUUGGCUGUAGGCGCCGGCGCUGCAUCUUUCUUGCAGGUGACUUGUUGGAUGAUAACAGGGGAGAGGCAGGCUGCUAGGAUUAGAAGCUCUUACUUGAGAUCUUUAUUAAUGCAAGACAUUGCAUUCUUUGACAAGGAAAUCAGUACAGGCGAAAUAAUCGAGAGGAUAUCAAGUGAUACUAUUUUGAUUCAAGAUGCAAUGGGGGAAAAGGUAUGGUGUAUUACAAUGUUAUGAUGGAGAAAAUGAAGUGUACUGGGAAGCAUCGUUUCAAGUUGAUUAUGAUACUUCUUUCUUUGAAAAAAAAAAAAAAACAGGUUGGAAAAUUCAUACAGUUAUCAUCCUCAUUUUUUGGAGGCUUUGUAGUUGCUCUAAUUAAGGGCUGGCUGCUCGCGUUGGUCUUGAUAUCUUCGAUUCCCCCUCUUAUACUUACCUCAUCUGUUAUGAGUUUCCUGAUGACGAAGUUAGCAUCCCGUUCACAGGCUGCUUAUUCGGUAGCAGCAACAGUUGUGGAACGGACGCUCAGCUCUAUUAGAACAGUGAGAAUUUUGUUUUUAAGGUAUUUUUCUUCAAAUAGUUUUGAUAGUAAUUUCACCCUAUUCUAAAUAUAGGUUGUAUCUUUCACUGGGGAAAGACAAGCUAUAGCUGAAUACGACAAGUCCCUGAAUAAAGCAUACAGAUCAGGAGUGCAUGAAGGAUUAGCCGCAGGGUUGGGCUCUGGUGUUUUCAUGUGUGUCUAUUUUUGCAGCUACGGUUUGGGCAUUUGGUUUGGUUCGAAGAUGAUUUUGGAAAAGCGUUAUACAGGAGGAGAUGUCCUGAAUGUAAUCAUGGCUGUGCUUGUAGGAUCCUAUUCCAUUGGGCAAGCAUCCCCUUGCUUGAGCGCAUUUGCUUCGGGAAAAGCUGCAGGUUUCAAAAUGUUUCAGAUAAUGAACAGAAAGCCAGAUAUCAAUCAUUGUAAUCCUAGUGGCCUGAUAUUGGAUAACAUUGAUGGCACUAUUGAACUGAAAGAUGUCCAUUUUAGUUAUCCAGCGAGGCCGAAUGAGAAGAUAUUCAAUGGAUUUUCUAUUUCAAUACCAAGUGGAACAAAUAUGGCUUUGGUUGGACGAAGUGGAAGUGGAAAGUCCACAGUUAUUAGCCUUAUUGAGAGGUUUUAUGACCCACAGGUAGGUGAAGUCCUAAUAGAUGGAAUCAACAUCAAAGAGUUUCAGCUCAAGUCAAUCAGAAGCAAAAUUGGUCUUGUCAGCCAGGAACCAAUGUUGUUCUCCUUGAGCAUUAAGGAUAACAUAGCCUAUGGGAAGGACAAUGCAACUCUUAACCAAAUCAAAGCUGCUGCAGAGCUUGCAAACGCCGCGAAAUUCAUAGACAAGCUACCUCAGGGAUUUGACACGAUGGUUGGUUCGCAUGGAAGUCAGCUGUCUGGAGGACAAAAGCAGAGAAUCGCAUUAGCGAGAGCGAUUCUAAAAGAUCCUAGAAUUCUAUUGCUGGAUGAAGCUACAAGUGCUCUGGACGCAGAAUCUGAGAGGAUUGUGCAAGAAGCACUGAACAGGGUCAUGGUUAACCGAACUACUGUUGUUGUAGCGCAUCGCUUGAGCACAGUGAAGAAUGCUGAUGUAAUUGCUGUUCUUGAGCAAGGGAAAAUUGUUGAAAAAGGUUCACAUAUUGAGCUUCUACAAGAUCCUGAAGGAGCAUACUCUCAGCUCACAAGGUUGCAACAACAUACUGAAAAGCCAGAUGAUCUUUUGGUGUAUAAUCAUGAUGACUCCGAGAUUACAGCAGAUUCAGGACGUCAUUCAAGCAAGAGAAUCUCCUUAUCAAGAUCCAUAAGCCGGUGUUCUUCUGGAUUAGGAAGUAGUAGCAGGCGCCAUUCAGUCCGCAUUGGAAUUGGUCUGCCUGCUGUGGUUGGCAUGCUGGAAACCAAAGAUGAUGAAUUCCGGGAAUCAGAUUCUCCAUCAUUAACGACCUGUCAAGAUUUUUCGCUACUCCGCUUGGCCUAUCUGAACAAACAAGAAAUUCCAGAGUUGAUAUUCGGUUCCCUAGCAGCAGUUGUUACAGGUGUACUGCUACCAAUUUUUGGGAUCAUUAUUUCCAGAGCUAUCAAAACUUUCUAUGAGCCUGCUCAUGAACUUCAAAAGAAAUCAAAACUAUGGGCAUUACUUCUUGUGGUUAUAGGGAUUACUAAUUUGCUCGCAACACCGUUGAAAACUUACUUCUUUGCUAUGGCAGGCUGUAAGCUAAUUAAGCGCAUCCGGUUAAUGUGCUUUGAAAAAAUAGUCCAUAUGGAGAUAAGCUGGUUUGAUAGGCAGGAAAAUUCAAGCGGUAAAAUUAGUUCCCGUCUUUCAGUUGAUGCAACAUCUGUGAGAAGUGUCGUUGGAGAAUCGCUUUCUUUCUUUGUUCAAAAUAUUGCAACAGCUUUGGCUGGUUUGAUCAUUGGAUUUGGAGCAAGCUGGGAACUAUCCUUCAUAACAUUAUUCAUGCUUCCUCUGAUCGGUCUAAAUGGAUAUAUGCAGAUGAAGUUCGUUAAAGGAUUUAGUACAGAUGCCAAGAAAAAGUAUGAGGAUGCCACUCAAGUAGCAAGUGAUGCAGUAGAAACUAUUAGGACAGUUGCAUCCUUUUCUGCAGAGGAUAAGGUAAUUCAACUGUAUGAGAGGAAAUGUAAAGACCCGAUAGAAGCUGGAACUAGACAAGGACUGUAUAGUGGGAUAGCAUAUGGUUUUUCCAUGUUCUUGCUAAACUCAUCAUAUGCAACAAUAUUCUAUGCUGGAGCUCAACUCAUUAAGGCUGGCAGGAUAACCUUUGCUGAAGCUUUUCAAGUCUUCUAUGGUUUAAGCUUGGCUGGGGUAGCUAUUUCUCAAUCAAGUGCUCUCAGUCCAGACACUAGCAAAGGAAGAAGCGGCGCUAGUUCCAUCUUCACAAUCCUCGACCAAAAGUCGAAAAUUGAUUCCAGUGAAAAUACAGGAACUAUAUUGGAUAAUGUUAAAGGAGAUCUUGAAUUUCAGCAUGUCAGUUUCAGAUAUCCUAGUAGACCUGACAUUGAGAUUUUUAAAGAUCUUUGUUUGACAGUUGAGUCUGGAAAGAUUGUUGCUCUGGUUGGAGAAAGUGGUUGUGGGAAAUCAACUGUUAUAUCAUUGCUACAAAGGUUUUACGAUCCUGAUUCUGGUGAAAUCACACUAGAUGGUGUAGGGCUGAGAAGAUUGAAUUUGAAAUGGUUAAGAUCACAGAUGGGACUGGUUAGUCAAGAGCCAAUUUUAUUUAACGGCACAAUCCGAACCAAUAUUGCAUACGGGAAAGAGGGAACUGCUACAGAAGCUGAAAUCAAAGCCGCAGCAGAGAUUGCAAACGCUCACAAUUUCAUUAGUGGACUACAACAGGGAUAUGAUACAAUAGUAGGUGAAAGAGGCAUACAGCUAUCGGGUGGACAGAAACAAAGAGUGGCAAUUGCAAGAGCUAUGGUAAAGUCCCCGAGGAUCUUACUACUUGAUGAGGCCACUAGUGCUCUUGAUGCCGAAUCUGAGAGAGUAGUGCAAGAUGCAUUGGAUCAAGCUAUGGUUGGGAAGACCACAAUCGUGGUGGCACACAGGCUAUCCACCAUUAAGACUGCAGACUUGAUUGCUGUCAUUAAAAAUGGAACUAUUGAAGAGAAAGGAAAACACGAAAGUUUGAUCAGUGUCAAGGAUGGCAUUUAUGCUUCCCUUGUAGCAUCCUAUGCGGCCACUGCACAUAAAUGAAGCAUAAACAGAUUUGUUUGGUAUGAAAUAAGGUACAGGUUGAACCUCUGUAUAGUACCAUUCUUCACGUUCAAUGAAUCUCUCGCAACUUCCAAUGGCUAGUUCCUGCAUGACGAUGGCUGUACGAUGAGUGUGUUUUUCAUCCUGGUUCUCUGAUUAGGAUCUAGCUAUCACUUUUUCAGUGAGACAAUUGAGCCCAGGACACCACUCAUGGCCUGAUUAACAGAUGAUGUAUAGGUGCGAAGAUUCUGCUCGCAGUUCAGUCUUCAUUCCUGUACUGAAUAGGGGGGAUUAAAACUUUUCAGGAAAAUAAACCUUCAUCUAUUUCCUGCGACACUUUCUUCUUUUUUCUUCAUUCAAAAGAAGUUACUGAAGACAGCCUGCAAUAUGCAACCAAAAAAAAAAAAAAGAAGUUACUGAAGACAGAAUAUCAAAUAAACUACUAAGGUAAAUAUUUCUAUACACCAGAGAGUUG